Messenger RNA from Ochotona curzoniae (black-lipped pika), 727 nucleotides. RefSeq names its product Sin3A associated protein 18 (gene SAP18). The record is from RefSeq and is a predicted model, not a curated record. NCBI's taxonomy places the organism in Eukaryota, Metazoa, Chordata, Mammalia, Lagomorpha, Ochotonidae. Gene Ontology annotation, molecular function: transcription factor binding; transcription corepressor activity. The transcript has 4 exons. Bases 1 to 519 code for a protein of 172 amino acids. Gene Ontology annotation, cellular component: nucleus. Gene Ontology annotation, biological process: negative regulation of DNA-templated transcription.
AUGCUCGCGGCCGGGGUCGGAGGUCAGGGCGAUCGUCUCGCGGGCCGGAGAAGGAAGAUGGCGGUGGAGUCGCGCGUUACCCAGGAGGAGAUCAAGAAGGAGCCGGAGAAGCCGAUCGACCGCGAGAAGACGUGCCCGCUGCUGCUCCGGGUGUUCACCACCAACAACGGCCGCCACCACCGCAUGGACGAGUUCUCCCGCGGCAACGUGCCGUCCAGCGAGCUGCAGAUCUACACCUGGAUGGAUGCAACUUUGAAAGAACUGACUAGUUUAGUAAAAGAAGUGUAUCCGGAAGCCAGAAAGAAGGGCACGCAUUUCAAUUUUGCAAUUGUUUUUACGGAUAUUAAAAGACCUGGUUAUCGCGUCAAGGAGAUUGGCAGCACCAUGUCCGGCAGGAAGGGGACCGAUGACUCCAUGACCCUGCAGUCUCAGAAGUUCCAGAUAGGAGAUUAUUUGGACAUAGCCAUCACGCCUCCGAAUCGGGCGCCACCUCCUUCCGGGCGCAUGAGGCCGUAUUAAAUUUACAAUGCUGUUUCUUCAUUUGAUUUUUCAGUCAGCUAUGUAAAAUAAGCUUACUCCUUUCCUUGUUUGAUUAUUGCCAGUAAGCCUUUAAAUUCUAAGCAAGUUGUUAUGCAUCUAUUUAGAGAAUUUGGAUUUGCUAUGGUCUGAAUAUUAGUAGUACGUAUGUUUCAACCCCUUCUGUAAAAUAUAAAGAAAAGUGCUCUUA